GGAGGAAGAUCAGCUGACCGGCAGUCAGGGCCACGGUCGCCAUCAGGUUGCAGGCUCGCAUCAUGUCGAACUGCACUGGAGUGAGCGGGAGAAGAGUUUUCAUUUCUGAUCAUUUAGACGGACACAUGCCAAAGUACCCAGGAUGCUCCAGGAUGACACAUUACAGCAAUGUGUUGUUGCUAUGUGGAUACAGUGAGAGUCACAAUGAAAUCUGCUGCCACUGAAUACACUGAAUAAAGAUGGACUCUCAGAGUCACCAGCCAACUUCAGAUGCACCUCAGACACGACUUCAAGCUCUCAAAGAAGAAAAUCUUCAACUGUGUGACAGAAAUGAACGCCUCUUUGCCAAAGUGGGCUACCUGGAGGGCAGACUGGGCCACCUGGCCAGCUCUAACACAGACCUGUCCUGCAGGCUGGUCCACAGCCAAGAGGACAAACUCAAGAUAUCGAAGGAGCUUGUGGACGAGAAAAUCCAAAGCAACAAGAUGAGAGAGCACUUUGAACAAGAGACCUUUGAGCUGAAAAACAAGGUAUUGAACCAAGACAGCGUGAUAACAGAGCUGGAAAUGGAGCGAGACAAGUUAUCUCAGGAGCUUCAGUCGGCUCACGCUCGUCUGAAGGUGGGAGAGAAGAGCGGUCAGGACCUGACAGAGGAGUACGCCACUCUGAGGAAGAGCUACCAGGUUCUGGCUGAGGCCCACAAUAUAGAGCUGAGCCAGAGUGAGCAACUGGGCGCUGAGCUGCUGGCACUGGCCCGGGCCCAGGACGCCCUCCGCAGGCAGCUGAAGGAACAGCAGCGGAGUGUCGACACCACCACAGAGGGCCUUCAUGGAGAGCUGGAGAGGGUCCGAGCACUGAUUAGUCGCAUGUCCUGGAACAGGGUCAAGCCUGAGGAUUUGGCAGCUUUGGACAAGGAGCAAAAAACUCUUCUCGGAAACCAAGACGAGAUCAAAGAAAUGCUGGAGAAAAUGAGGCGUGUUCACCAGGAGCAGCAGAAGAAACUGGAGGAGAAAGUGGCGGCGGUGGGUAAAGAGCACCAGGAGAGCAGGAUCGUGAUCCGUCAGAGCCAACAGAAACUCUCUGAGCAGAAAUCAGCCCUGAUGUUCUCUCAGAGCCAAGUGAAGGAGGUAGAAGACGAGAACUCAAAGCUGCAGCUUCAAGUCAAAGAGCUAAACGAGGAGUAUCGUGCACGACUGGUGUGCUACAUCCAGGACUUAGCUCUGUACAUCGAUGGACUAGGAGACGGUCAAACUCCAGGAGGAGCUAAGAUGAGGGAGUCUGUGGAAAACAUGCUGCGGGACGUGCGUUUGUCUUACAGGGUCAGAGAAGAACAGCUGGCGUCUGCGGCUCGCUCCUAUAAAAAGAGACUGCAGAAGAUCACCAGGACCCAUCAGGCUGUGCUCAUGGCAUACAGGGUUCAGAGGGAGCAGAUCUUGUCCAGAGCAGACAGCAGCUUUGACCCUGGACCUCCAGAGGCCUCUUUCAACCCGGAGCUCAUUGAGCUGAGAGAUGAAACUGAGAGGGAGCUUCAUCAACUCCGUGAGGACAAGGCGAGGCUGGAGGUUCAGCUGCAGGCCGCCCGGGAGCAGGUGGCCGCCAUAAAGUUGCCUGUUCCUAAUAUCAGCGGUCAAGAACCGGCAGCAAAACUGGAGCAGAUGAGUGAGGAGUCGUGUUCGAACAUCAGGACGCAGCUGAAGGAGAUCACAGCCUCGACACUAGUGAACUCCGAGAAGGAGCGAGCGCUUCUCCUCACCAGGGCAGCGGUGGCGGAGGCGCAGGUGUCAGAGCUGCAGGACUACAUUGACAACCACCUGGGCAGGUAUAAACAAGAGAUCGCACAUCUGCGCAGACGGCAUGGGAAAAAGGAGGCAGGACGUUGUUGCCAAAGCGCUAAUUCAGCUCUCCAUGAAUAGACUAGAACUUUAUUGUCCAGCUGGAGAAAGACAACUGUCACCAUCAGGUAUAUACACACUUACACUAACAAUAACUUUAAAUAUAUGUAGAAAAAUGAUUGUUUUUAAGAAAAGAGAAAUCUGACAUCCACUUCCUACCCUAAUUUUAACAUGGAGAUAAAUGACGAGUGUGAAUCCUUGGUGUGUUCAGUGCCAGCACUAGGUGGUGCUGCUCACACUGGUGCUUCUGUCUCCAUGAAAGCCCCCCCCCCUCCCCUUCCCCCCAGCCUUGAGAAAAAAAUGCCUGGAAUGUUUGUAAAGCUUAUGUCAAUUUCACGAGAUUGGGGAGAAGAAAGCGCGGUGACAGCGAGGGGUCACCCUGGUGAGAAUAAUGUCAUUACAUGUUACCCAGACACUGUGAAUACUUUCCCCCCUCAGUGCCGCCUGCCCGCGCGCUGAGAACUGUGGCACAAACAACAAGCCAGGCCCUUUUUCUCCAGGAUGAGGGUUCAUAUUUAUAACCUCAGUGUUGCUUUGAAUAGGCAACUGUUCCCUUUCAAUCCCUUUAACCAGUGUAAGGCUCUGCUGUUUUUCCCUAAUGUGUUUUGGUAGCUGGGUUUCAUGCCGUAGCCGACAGCUGACAUAACUUUAAAAAUAGAGAGUCUAAAUGUGGGAUAAAAUGAAAGAGUUUGAUUAUAAGUGUCACUAUUGUAAGUGUUCUAUGUAUAAAUAUACAAGUAAAACAAAAUUUAUGUUGGAAAAAGAGUGAAGAAAAUACUCAGGGGGACGAUGGGAAAAGUGGAGGAUAUGGAAAGAGUCAUAGGCAUGUCACCCCCAUCCCCUUUUCAGGGGGGCAUGCCAGUCAUGGGAGGGAGGCGGGGUUACAGGGGUGUGAAAGUCUGAGAGGAAUGGGAAGUGGGAUUUUGUUCGUAAUGUAUUACACUCCCAGGGACCCUGGGAAAAGGGGUGGGGGCUGUGGUGGUGGGGUGUUCAGCUUGGGUCUGUGCCAACAUAGUCACUGUGCCAAAGCGCCGGGUGCUGGGGAGAACUCCUCUCCUCUCACCGGCAGAUCUGUGGGAAAAAUCAAAACCAGGUUGUUCU
Solea solea (common sole) is the source of this 2993-nucleotide messenger RNA. RefSeq names its product coiled-coil domain containing 78 (gene ccdc78). The coding region runs from base 240 to 1913 and encodes 557 amino acids. The record is from RefSeq and is a predicted model, not a curated record. The transcript is spliced from 16 exons. Lineage: Eukaryota; Metazoa; Chordata; Actinopteri; Pleuronectiformes; Soleidae. Gene Ontology annotation, cellular component: cytoplasm.